Crotalus tigris (Tiger rattlesnake) is the source of this 6165-nucleotide messenger RNA. RefSeq names its product ubiquitin specific peptidase 8 (gene USP8). Gene Ontology annotation, cellular component: postsynaptic density; midbody; cytosol. The transcript is spliced from 19 exons. Gene Ontology annotation, biological process: protein K63-linked deubiquitination; Ras protein signal transduction; protein K48-linked deubiquitination. The record is from RefSeq and is a predicted model, not a curated record. Gene Ontology annotation, molecular function: cysteine-type deubiquitinase activity. NCBI's taxonomy places the organism in Eukaryota, Metazoa, Chordata, Lepidosauria, Squamata, Viperidae. The coding region runs from base 2370 to 5618 and encodes 1082 amino acids.
GUAAUAUUUUAUUGGGGCUUUUACAUGUCAUUUAACUAUAAUUGCUUAUAGCAAGCAAGAUUAGUUACAUUCUGUAGUAAAGAAUUACAGAAUUCUUGUAAGGAGUACUGUACCUCACAAACUGUAGAAUAAAUAACUGUCAAGAUUAAGGGAUAUUAAUUUCUUAACAUACUAUUAAGAACAUAGCCUCCACCACCGAUUUGCUAAAAUUAAGAAUAAUAAUAAAGGACUUCUCCCUUCCAGAACCCAAUUCCUAAUAUUACCCUGUUGCAUUUAUUGGGAGAUUAUAGGGUUGUUUUUUUACUUGCAUGGCCUUUUAUUAAAAAACAAAAAACAAACUGAUGAGGACCCCCAAGUCUUCCAUUGUACUGCUGUUCAUAUCAUACGCAAAAUAGACAGUUUAAAUUCCAUUACAAUCACUAAGUGAUCUAAUCUUCUAAGUGUCCUCAUUGAUUUUGCAAUCCAAGGCUAUUACGUAUGUGUACAAUCAAUUUGACAUUCCAUAGGGUUCUCACUUUAGAUACAUAUAACUGUCAGCAUAUUCAUAUUCAGCACUUUGAGAUCUUCAUUAUUUAGACAUCAUUUUUAAAAUGCGCCUCCAAGUUAAUUCAUAACGUAUUAAAGCACAAAGCAUCUCCAUAUAUGUACAGUACUGUAAUUAAAUGACUACAGUUGUGAAGUAGCAGAUACAGGCAGGUGUUCCAAGUCAUAUUAGCCUCUGUGGGCUAGAAGGGUGAGUCCUUCGCUCAUGCAAGUACAUGUAGUGUGCAAAUGUCUCACCUGUUUCGGCUAACAGGUAAACUGGUUUCAAACACAGAAUUAACUACCCUUCCUUUCCCCAUUGGCGCUUGCAGAAAAGUCUGAGAGCCCCCCCCCCCCCUUAUUACAUUCUCCAGAAAUCCCCCAAAUGGAGAGAAGCAGAAUUGCUUAAGUUGCAGCAACCAAAAACUGUGGGUAAAAUAAAACGCCAAAUAAUUAAAAAAAAUGUUUUCUGCAAGAACAGAACAUUAGAACUUGCAAUAAAAUGCAUUAUUCUUUCAGAAUACACCAUUCAAAAGCCAAUUUACACCUAAUUGGGUUAUGCAUAUUUGCUGACCGAGGAAUGUGGUUGUCUAGAGAACUCUCACUGCCUACUCCUACACAAUGAUGUUUUCAAGGUUCCAGCCACGGCUGGCACAAAAUAGUCUCUUAACAGCGUAACUAAUAGGAUAACUGCCUAUGGAGAGUCUCAAUCAUCCAGGUCAUGGUUGUCCCAAAGGUGCUUUUUUUUUUUUUUUCAAAAAGGCAACUGGAUGUUGCUGUGUUUCCUCCCCCCCCCCCCCAGGACUGGCUGACUGCAAAGAAUCUAAAUCCUUCCAUUCCCCACCAGUUAGUUAGAACUGAAAAAGCUUCUUGAAUGAGAAGGGAAACCUUUUGAAAGUACAUAAACAAACAAGACACCCAGUUGCCUUUUUGGAGAGGGGGGGGAAGCACCUUUGGGAUCGUUGGGUGACUUGGAUCUGGCCCUUCUUUUGUUGUGUCCGACCCCAUGGACCACGUUCCUCCAGGCCUUCCUGUCCUCUACCAUCUUCUGGAGUCCAUUUCAGCUCACGCCUCCUGCUUCAGGGACUCCAUCCAGCCACCUCCUUCUCUGUCGUCCCCUUCUUCUCUUGCCCUCCAUCUUUCCCAGCAUCAGGCUCUUCUCCAGUGAGUCCUUCCUUCUCAUUAGGCCUUCCAGGAGCUUCUGCAACAGAGCCGUAGAAAGCAAAACCACCCAACAGAGGCCUGGCCCCGAACCCCAGCAGCUGCACCCCAAGGCGGCCUUUGGAGGCGAGCGUGCCCGGGUAGGGCAGGACAUGCCAAGCAAGCGAGGCAGCGGCUGCAAAAAAACCCAACCCGGAAGGCGGCGAUGCCCAGCCGCUCCCCAUGCCAAGGAAGAGGCCGGGGGCUUCCCAGGAGCGGGGCUCGCUCGGGGGGCUGGCCGGCCCUCCGCGCCCCAACGACCUAGCUCUGCCCGCGCCGAGGCUCUCCAAAUGCGUCCUGGCGCACGAGCCGGGCAGGGCGCCUUCGCCUUGCGAGCCACCCAGAGGAGGCGGCGUCGGGGCGGGCGCCUGGCUGGGAGGAAGCGCCCGGCAGGCCUCCACGCCCGGCCCGGCCCCUUUCCGCGGAAGGCCGGCCCGAGCCGCGCAGGGGAGGCGAUUAUCCCCGCCCCGGCUCAGUUCCGCCUGCCCGGCUAUGGCUGCCUAGCGCGUCGGCUGCCCGGCUGCGGGACAUGGGCCUGGCCCGGCUGGGAAGGAGAAGGAGGCGGCGGCGGCGGUUGCGGAGACCCCAGGCGAAAACAACGACUCAACCUGUAGCAUCCUUUUGAGGAGACUCUGUGAUAUACUAACAUGCCUACCUUGGCUUCUGUGCCGAAAGAGCUCUAUCUCUGCACUUCGUUGAAAGAUCUGAAUAAAAAGACAGAAGUCAAACUGGAGAAAACGAGUACUAAAAAUUAUGUCCAGAGUGCCAUUAAGAUCUUCAAGGCAGCCGAAGAAUGCCGGUUGGACAGAGACGAAGAGAAGGCCUACGUGCUUUACAUGAAAUAUGUAACUGUAUAUAAUCUUAUUAAAAAGAGGCCGGACUUCAGACAGCAGCAAGACUACUUUAAUUCAUUACUUGGACUAACAAAUAUCAAAAAGGCUAUUGAAGAAGCCGAACAACUUUCGGAGAGUCUUAAGCUCAGAUAUGAAGAAGCAGAAGUACGAAAGAAACUGGAGGAGAAAGAGAGACAGGAGGAGCAGCAGCAGAAAAAACAAGACUUGAAAGACGAUGCUAAAACCGCUUCCGAAAUUUCAUCGGAUCCCAAAGGGAAAAAUCAGCUGGUUAACGGAGACAAGAAAAAUGGGGCUGACAAGAAGGAUUCUUCUGAAACCGGAACAGUCACUGCUGAGAAGCUGUUUACAAUGAUGAUGGAUAAAAGCAUCAAAGUUAUGAUCAUGGAUGCUCGGUGCUUAAAGGAUUACCAGGAAUCCUGUAUUAUAAAUUCUGUUUCUGUUCCAGAAGAAGCUAUCAGUCCUGGAGUCACCGCUAGCUGGAUUGAAGCUAAACUGCCAGACCCCUCCAGGGAGCCAUGGAAAGAGAGGGGCCAAGUUGACUAUGUUGUCUUGCUGGACUGGUUCAGCUCAGCAAAGGAUCUAGAAGUAGGCACAACUCUGAGGAGUCUCAAAGAUGCACUUUUCAAGUGGGAAUGUAAAGCUGUGCUACAGAAUGAGCCUUUGGUCCUAGACGGAGGGUAUGAGAACUGGCUGCUGUGCUACCCUCAGUAUACAACCAACGCCAAAGUGACUUUGCCCAUACGUAGCCCAAAGGAGAACAUUACUGUCUCUUUGGACUUUACUUACCCAUCAUUGGAAGAGCCGGCUCCAGCUCCCCCACCUGUUGUCUGUGUCAAACCAUCCUUGGUAGAAGCACCCGAAAAAUCGGGCAUUGCAAGCGAGCAGGAGAAGAAAACGGAUGUCCUUAGAUCGCUAAUUCCUAGCGGCACCAUUGCUGCUGCUCCUACUGGUAUUCUCAGCCAGCCAAUCUCUGCCAUGAAGAUUAUCCCUCAGGUUGAUCGUAGCAAAAAACCCUCUGGGAAAAUUCCAGAUGACCAUAAGGCAAAGGUUGAAAGCCCAGCAGUUGUUAAGCCACUAAAUUCCAAUGGGAAACUGGUUCCAGAUCGUUCCACAAAGCCACCACUGGAUCCAAAGCUCAACCUAACGGACGAAGAAAGGAGCUCCGGGCACUUGAGGAAGACUACUGCAGUAGAAAAAAAUGAAGGCGACAAAGAAGCAGAAGAGCAGAGAGAGGUCCAGAGAUGGGAAAGGGCGGAAGAGAAGGCCAGGGAGGAUCAUGGAGACUGGGAAGGCAGAGAAAACCUCCAGAGAUAUAAAGAAGAUCAAGAGAGGAGAGAGAAAGAACAGCCCGGCAAAGGGGUGGAUAGGAAACAAGAUCUGGAGAAAGUUCCCAGAGAUUCGGCCGACGUGAAAAAGAAAAGUAUCGCUGGGAACGAAAGCCCUGAAAUGAAGAAAGGCGACAUUGACAAAAAUACGUCCAGCGAAAAGGGAAAAAAUAUCUGGACCCCCGAAACGCAGAGGCGCAGAUUCGCAGAGGAAUGCCAAGGUCCUCUGAGGGGGGAUUCCGGCUUGAACAAGUCCCAACGAGAGCCGUUAACCAGAGCCCGGAGUGAGGAGAUGGGCAGGAUAAUCCCAGGAUUGCCUAAUGGAUGGGCCAAGUUUCUGGAUACAGUCACUGGGACUUUUCGGUACUACCACUCACCCACCAAUUCAGUCCACAUGUACCCACCGGAAAUGACACCCUCGGUUACUCCGCCUAUUACUCCACCAACUCAUAAGCCAAAGCCUGCGUCCGCCGAUCUGCGGGACAGGGAGCACUCCAAACUGAAGCGGUCCUACUCGUCGCCAGACAUCACUCAGGCCCUGCAGGAGGAAGAGAAGAGGAAGAUCCCCACUCCGACUGUUAAUCGCGAGAAUAAGCCUGUGUGCUAUCCAAAAACAGAAAUUUCCAGGCUUUCAGCUUCACAGAUCCGCCAUCUGAAUCCUGUGUUUGGCGGGAUGGGACCGGCUCUGACCGGCCUUCGUAAUUUGGGAAACACCUGCUAUAUGAAUUCAGUGCUCCAGUGUUUGUGCAUUACUCCCCACCUAGCUGAUUAUUUCAACAGGAAUUGCUAUCAGGAAGAUAUCAAUCGGUCCAACUUCUUGGGGUACAAAGGAGAAGUGGCUGAAGAGUUUGGCAUCAUAAUGAAAGCUCUCUGGACCGGACAGUACCGAUACAUCAGCCCCAAAGAUUUCAAAAUCACCAUUGGGAAGAUCAAUGAGCAGUUUGCUGGCUACAGUCAACAAGAUUCCCAAGAACUGCUUUUGUUUUUAAUGGACGGCCUUCACGAAGACUUAAAUAAAGCGGACAACCGAAAGCGCUACAAAGAAGAAAAUAACGAUCACCUGGAUGACUUCAAAGCAGCUGAUCUUGCCUGGCACAAGCACAAGCAGCUCAACGAAUCCAUUAUCGUGGCCCUCUUUCAAGGCCAGUUCAAAUCCACAGUGCAGUGUCUGACGUGUCACAAAAAAUCGCGGACUUUUGAGGCUUUCAUGUACUUAUCGUUGCCACUGGCCUCCACUAGCAAAUGCAGCCUGCAGGAAUGCCUUAGAUUAUUUUCCAAAGAAGAGAAACUGACGGAUAACAAUCGAUUUUAUUGUAGCCAUUGCAAGACUCGAAGAGAUUCCUUGAAAAAAAUAGAAAUAUGGAAGUUGCCACCUGUCCUUUUAGUACAUUUGAAAAGAUUUUCAUAUGAUGGGCGGUGGAAACAGAAGCUUCAAACAUCUGUUGAUUUCCCUUUGGAGAACCUUGACCUGUCACAAUAUGUUAUUGGCCCCAAAAGUACUUUGAAGAGAUAUAACCUGUUUUCAGUAUCUAACCAUUAUGGAGGGCUGGAUGGUGGACACUACACAGCUUACUGCAAGAAUGCUGCAAAGCAACGAUGGUAUAAAUUUGAUGACCACGAAGUCUCGGAUAUCUCUGCUUCCUCAGUGAAGUCUUCAGCUGCUUAUAUUCUCUUUUAUACAUCUUACGAGCAACGGGCUGCAGAUAUAGCCACUUAAAGGAAAGACUGAAGGAUACUUUAGCUGGUUUAUAAGUGACUGAGCUGUGACCAAUAUAACGUUGCCUAAAGAGGGCUGCAGCAGUUCCUUGUCCAAAAAUGUAUUUUAGUGCUAUUGCUGAAAAUUAAAUUAUUAACUCUGCUGCUUCGUACGGAAUAAUAUGUUUCAAACUGACUUAUUUGUAGCUACGCUCGAAAAUUAUAAAUCUUGCUUCGUCCUUUGAAAAGCAUUAAGAGUUGGAUUCAAGAUGUGUUAAAAUUCAAAGCGUAUCUUUCUUUCCUCUUUCCCACGUUUAUGGCCUUUUCACACUAACCUUAAGCUUGAUUCUACUGUGAAUAUCUUAGCCAGAGAUAAAAGAUUGGAAUGUAUGUGUACAUACCGAUUGCAGAAUUGCACAUCCAACAUGUAUAUAAUAAAGAAAUCCGAUCCUUUGACAAGCAUUGCUAACAGAGAGAUGGCUGCUUUCUCAAACUAGAUUUCUGUAUGACUUUCUCCGCACUUUACAAUGUACUCUGGAAGACUGAAGCAUUACAUAAUUUUUAAUAUG